Molecule: messenger RNA, 883 nt
Organism: Gregarina niphandrodes
Lineage: Eukaryota; Apicomplexa; Conoidasida; Eugregarinorida; Gregarinidae
Product: poly(A) polymerase central domain protein
Exons: 2
Biological process (GO): RNA 3'-end processing
Molecular function (GO): nucleotidyltransferase activity
Source: RefSeq, a predicted model, not a curated record
AUGGAUGGUCGGGCUGCAGCUGCAGCGUUGACUACAGCAGUGCAGCAGUUGCCAGACGUGUUUUGCCAUGGGUUGUUGGAGCAGUUGCGGGCGACUCUGGACACGUUUACGCUCAAGGUUGUCACACCCACCAGUGCGGAGCGAGAAGCGAAGCGUGAGUUAUUUAACAGCUUCACCGAGUUCCUGCGCAAAGCCAUGCAGGACCGAAUCGCCAUUGCCGUGGCAGGCUCCACCGCGUACGAAGUGGAUGCACGCAACAGUGACCUAGACGUGGUCCUGCUCACCUCUUGGGGCGCGCCCAACUACGUUUUACAAAGCGUCGUCCACUACCUGUCCAUGACCCAAGCGCUCCACAACAGAGCAGCAAACUGGCCUCUGAAGAACGUGCAGCUGCAGCUAGUUGAUAGCGCGCGGGUUCCAGUGUUGGUAGUGACGACGCCGAGUGGGCUGGUUUGCGAUGUGUCGGUGAACACGGUGAAUUCGAUAAAGCACACGGAGUACUUCAAGCGUGUGUUGGCCUCGACACCGACAUUGAGGCCUUUAUUGCGAUUGGUCAAGUACUGGACGAAAGCGCGUAAACUACCGGCAGCCAAGGAGGGAGGAUUGCCAGGUAUAGUGUGGAUGAUUUUGGCCUGCACCUACGGCUCUUGUCCUGCCCCUAUUUUCCUUAAGGCCGUACAUCGCCCCACCAAUGACGGACUCUCACGAACACUCAGCCACAUCGACGGCACCGUACCCAUCUUCGCACGACUAUACCGCUUCUUCCACCUCUGCAGCAAUCGGGACCUCAUGUCACGCACUAUCACAUCUAGCGACAAACUCUGCUUCCCAAAGAGCAAAAAACAUGUCGCGCAACGUGUCGCCAGUGCAGCUAACUUUUGCG